UUUGUUUUUGUAUCACUUCCAAUUUUAAUCAAUUACUACGUAAUAAUGAAUGUAAAAUUGGUCUUGAUUUGCCUUGGGGUGUUCAUGUUAAGCUGUCAAGUGUGCGAUGGUCGACGUGGACGUGGCCGAGGACGCACCAAAUCGAGAGUACAAAUAGGAUUACCUAUAACAGGCAAAUAUCGUGAUCCCGAAUCGGAUCAGUAUUACAACAAUAACAAUGGUGCUAAAAUUCUGCAAGCCUCACAUUUCGAUUAUGAAUACGUGUUGGGUCAUAAAAUCGCUUUCCUUUGCAUAGCCAAAGGAACUCCACGUCCGCACAUUACCUGGUACAAGGAUGGUACGGAGAUUUUCCAACACCUCUACAUGCAUGUGCAUGAGUGGCGCAUUGGCGAAGAUAAAGUCAAGUCGAAGAUCGAGAUCGACCCUGCCACACAAAUGGAUGCCGGUCUCUAUGAAUGCACCGCUGAUAAUAUGUACUCAAUUGAUCGACGCAGUUUUAAGACAGAUUUCUCUAUUGCUUUCGAUUAGUAUGAAAGUGUUUUUCUUUUCUAUUAUAAAAUAUAGUAUUUUUCACAAGUAGUAUAAAAAUUUGGUAUAGCUAAAUUAGUACGUAUGGAUUUUGUGCAAUUUAAAAAAAUAUAUAUAUAGUAACAACUUUAA
Messenger RNA from Anastrepha obliqua, 660 nucleotides. Its product is annotated as immunoglobulin domain-containing protein oig-4. The transcript has 4 exons. The record is from RefSeq and is a predicted model, not a curated record. Bases 46 to 528 code for a protein of 160 amino acids. NCBI's taxonomy places the organism in Eukaryota, Metazoa, Arthropoda, Insecta, Diptera, Tephritidae.